Messenger RNA from Dromaius novaehollandiae (emu), 4308 nucleotides. It is a transcript of the gene ZBTB6, whose product is annotated as zinc finger and BTB domain containing 6. The transcript has a single exon. Gene Ontology annotation, biological process: regulation of transcription by RNA polymerase II. The coding region runs from base 82 to 1365 and encodes 427 amino acids. Gene Ontology annotation, molecular function: RNA polymerase II cis-regulatory region sequence-specific DNA binding; protein binding; DNA-binding transcription factor activity, RNA polymerase II-specific. Lineage: Eukaryota; Metazoa; Chordata; Aves; Casuariiformes; Dromaiidae. The record is from RefSeq and is a predicted model, not a curated record.
GCGCGCAGCGGGGGCGGCGCGCAGCGAGCCCGGGCGGCGGCGGCGGCGGCGGCGGGUGCGCGGCGCUGCGCGGCCGCGGCCAUGGCCUGCGACUCGGAGGUGCUGCGCUUCCAGUUCGCGCAGCAGGGCGACGCGGUGCUGCAGCGCAUGAACCUGCUGCGGCAGCAGAACCUCUUCUGCGACGUCUCCGUCUACAUCAACGACACCGAGUUCCCCGGCCACAAGGUGAUCCUGGCCGCCUGCUCCGCCUUCAUGCGCGACCAGUUCCUGCUCACCCAGUCGCGGCAGGUGCGCAUCAGCAUCCUGCAGAGCGCCGAGGUGGGCAGGAAGCUGCUGCUCUCCUGCUACACCGGCGCGCUGGAGGUCAAGAAGAAGGAGCUGCUCAAGUACCUCACGGCCGCCAGCUAUCUCCAGAUGGUGCACAUCGUGGAGAAGUGCACCGAAGCGCUCUCCAAAUACCUGGAGAUCGACGCCUCCGUGGAGAGCGGCGACCGCGACGCGGAGAGGUGUCACUCCUCGGACGCCGAGCUGAGGAGCCGGGACGAUGCUUUAGAUAAGGACUGCGAAAUAAUCGAGAUUGCCGAAGACAGCCCGGUUAACUUAGAGUACGCCGUGAAACGGGAGAAGGGGGAUAUCUCGCGGCCUGCGGCGCAGAGCUUAACGUCAGAGAGAAAGGACGCCAAAACCCCAGAAAUAUCAACAGUUGAAAUAGGCUAUAAGGAUGAUGACAUUUGUAUCUUCAGAAUGGAUUCUGUGAGUGCAGCUAACGUAGAAAAUGAUCAUUUUCCUCAGCCUUGCACUUCCUCUAAAACAAGCUUAUAUUUUCCAGAAACCCAGCACUCUCUGAUAAAUUCUACAGUUGAGAGCAGAAAUACGGAAAUGUCAGGAAAUCACUUCCAGGCUUUUGUCAAUGAUAAUCCAGAAGGAACUUCUGGUGUGAUGAAUGGGUUUCAGAGUCUGGAUGAUCCUGGUAAUUCGUGGCGGCACCAAUGUCCGAAGUGUCCAAGGGGGUUUCUACAUCUUGAGAACUAUCUUAGACAUCUGAAAAUGCACAAACUCUUCCUGUGUUUGCAGUGUGGCAAAACAUUUACACAAAAAAAGAAUCUCAACAGACACAUCCGGGGGCACAUGGGUAUCCGCCCGUUCCAGUGCAUGGUGUGCUUGAAGACGUUUACUGCCAAAAGUACGCUCCAGGACCACUUGAAUAUACACAGCGGUGACCGGCCCUACAAGUGUCAUUGUUGUGACAUGGACUUUAAACACAAGUCUGCUCUUAAAAAACACCUGACUUCUGUUCAUGGAAGGAGUAGCAGUGAAAAACCAAACCUGAACAGUAUUACGAAAGUUAAAAUAGACUACGAUUAAUAGAUGGGCAGAUGCGGAGCCCGGCUCCACCAGAUGCUCCGGUCUAGUGAUAUUCUAGAUGUUCAGCAGAUCCCCCCUUAAUAGAGAGAAGCACAAAGAUGUGAUGGGUGAUCAAAGACAGGCUUUGCUCGUAGUAAACUUGCCUGUGUAUUAAGGCUGCUAUUGGUGUAAGUAUUCAGAAGCUGUUUAGUAGUUGAAAGUAAACCACAAAAUAUGAGAAAUGAUUUUAUGCUUCUCUUCUACUAUUCCUGAUGUGAAUAUCUGUUCCACUUUUUUUUUUCUUCCCCCCAGUCAGGUUUUGCACUCCGCUGUUUUGAGGGUAGGUGCUGCCAAUUUUCAAAGUAUUGUUGACACUGCAAUAAGCUGAAGCCUGAGCCAUGAUGUUCCUGAUCCAAAAUGGCUAAGGAAAGGGGAUGUUUGUAUUUAUUCAAUCACCUGUACCCGUUUCAUGUAUCAUUUCAUGGUGAAAUCAGCUCUGUACUUGACCAAAUUUUGCUGAUUCUUUCAACAAAAAGAAAGCAUGUUGUCUUAUUCAAGUCUGUGAUAUUUAAGAAACAAGCAAACAACCUAUAGUCAAGGAAGCUUUGAAGUUGCAUUUUACAAAUAGAUAAUUGGUAAAAGACAAAAGCAAACAUUAUUGCCUUGCAAUUCAUUUUUAACUGGAUAGUCUCAUUAGAAGGACUUGCAUUCAAUUUUAUGAAUGAGUUGUGAAUUUUUCUAAACCUCUUUCUUCUGAUCAUGUUUCUUGUCAUGUUGGUGUUUAGCACCUUUAUUUGACUAAUUCUAAGUUAGUCCAGUUUGCUGAGGUGUAUUGUUACAUUUGUCUUCAUUUUUUUUAUAAAUUUUAGAUAUAUACACUAAUGUGAAAACUUGAACUGUGCACUGUUAUGUAAUAGCGGUUUCUAUAUUCAUUUUGAAAAUCAUCCUUUGUAUCUUAAAAGGAAGAGUUUAGAUAUAGCGGUUUUCUCAUACUCUAAUUGUGUGAUACAGUAAAACAGUACUGUGUGUGCUUGGGUAGAUACGUUUGUACUUUGUCAAGGGUCAUUUCAGUUUCAUCACCAGCAUCGAAAACCCUGUAACUCAGAAUCUUUAUCUUGUACCUGUUUUUGACUGGUAGGUUACUUCCGCUUAAUGUGAUAUGAAUGAACUGCCAAUUCAGUUGUUAUAAUUAUGAGUAAUGCUACUUACAUUAGAUUCUGUCCAAUUAGCAGCAGCAGUAGUUCUUAAUCUUCUCUGUAUCACGUACCUCGCCUCAAGUUUCAGAAGUGCUGUUGUGAAGUUCUAGCUCUGAGCGCUUGAGCUGCAGAAGUCUGGCACUUGCGCUGCAUAACUUGUCUGUUUUUAAAAUAUAAAACAACAGUUUUUAAUGUCAGUUAAUGGGUUUACCUUACUUUCCAUGCAUGUAUCUGUGAGUGCAUCAGGCAUUGGUGUUUUAUUCAUUAGCUCCUUGAUGGUUUGGGUACGUACAAUACAUACUGUGCUAUUUCCUAUUAUUAUCUGUAAUAGGAAUGGUCAGCUCUGCUAGUGUUACUACUGUCUUAUCUAUUGGAAGCAUCAAUUGAAGAGUUUUAAACUGGCUUCAGAAUGGAUUUUUAAGCUCUUCAUUUGAUAUCAUUCAGUACUUUAUUAAUAAAUGUGUAUUACUUGGAUUGCAGUGAUAUUUGCAGGUCUCAGUUCAGACUAGGGUUGGUCGUGUAUGCCUUCCUCAAAAAACAUGUAGUCUAGAUAGACAAGUAUGCUUUGUUACAGAUCUGAAGCUGAGUGAGCCACUAGUAUGGUAUUCCUCCAAAAAUUCACAAAAAAAUGUUUGACUUUACAGGUGCAGUUAACUUCUGAAGGACUCCUCCGUUGUACUGAUUCAUCGGAGAGGCAUGCAUGCAAAGUCUGUAUACCAGUGUGUCCCUAAGAAUAGUGACAAAAAUGACACUCCCAGGGUAGUACAUAGUGUAGCUGUGAAUUAAAAUUACCUAUUGAACCCAGUGCUUUAAGCAUAAGGCCCAACCUUUCACAGUCUCUGCUCUUACGUUGUAUUAAAAGUUGAUCAUCUGCUUUAUUUUGGUGAUUUCAGCUAUGGUAACUGUCAUGCUAAUGUUUGGGAAUCAUCUUGUUCAUGGUGCAACAGCCUCACAUCUUGGAACAAUUGCAUUUCAUAGUGCUUUCUUUGAUUUGUGAUCAUCAGUCAAUGUUUACAGCCGUUUUGACCUUGUGAUUAGCACUGAGUUUGCUUGUAUUUCACAAAGUACCAUUAAUUUCUGGUUCUUAAUUGCAUCAAAAUUAAGAACCUGACUUUCAAAAGCAUGCUAAUAUUAUACACUUGCAAUUCCUCUAUUUACAGAUGUUAACGUGGGUAUAUAUACAGGUUUGUAUGUAGCUUUUCAUUUCAUCACUUAUUUAAAAUGAAGUCCUUCAUCUUUGAAAGAGGGAAAAAGGUUUAUUUCCCUCCCCCUAUUCUUUUCACACGGGGCUGCUGUUCCUGUAGUUCAAUAAAUAAAUGUAUUGUGCAGUUAAGGGACAGGUUUGGUUUAACUGUGCUUAAAUUUGUUCAGCUACUACGCAUUUUUGGUGAGCGUGUGGUUCUCACUGAUAGCACUUCAAAUGGUCAUUCCUUGGGUUUGUUUGACCAGUUCUUAUGGGUGUACGCAUGGACGUUUCCCUGUGUGACAAGGGGGAAAUAGAGGCUGAUCUCUUGAAGUGCAUCUUCUGUGGGAGCAGGAUUGCUAGUUUUUCUGUCUGCUGUUGUACUGCAUGUAAACAUGAGAGGGAGUUGUGUUGUGUGACAGGCCAACCGCAUGUUCUGUUCCAUGGCUAGAAUGUCUUCUUGAUAAGCUUUGUUAUCAAAAACUGAUUUUGUGCACAUGUUCACAUAAAAGGUGUUUCCUCUCCCCUUUCCUUACAUGUAACCACUUGUCUAGUCAUAACGUAAUAAAUGCAAGUAAGACAUUA